AUGGCGGAGAUACCAAGUAUGGUUCCAGAAGUCCCGGGCAUGGUCCAAGACUCCUCCUCUUCCGAUCUCCCAUCCUUCGCACCCUCACGCCGAGCCAUAGUCCCCAGUCGUCAAUCGCCAUCACAACCAGCCCCAACCAUCUACCUCAGAGGCUUCAACUGCAUCGCUAGCGACCCAGAAUACCAUCUCGCACGAAGUGUGACUGGAAACGUCCAGCCAUACUGGUUCGAAGAAACGCGGAAUCCUGCAGUCCACUAUGGCCCCUCUCGAAGACAGAGAAGAGAAAACGCGACGCGACGAGCUGAUCAGGUCGAAGACACUUAUCUCGUCAUUCCCAACACCGAGGAAGCUAAGCAGUCGGACAACAUCAAUAUGAACCGAGAAGAAGCGAAAGAAGCGUUUCUGGAGGCUAUGUGGCCAACCAUCCGCGACGAAUACCUCGCCAUGUUCAAUCUAACAAGCCUCGCGCCAAAUCAGGAGAAACGGAUGAAGACAGAUACGAUGGUGUUUCUGGAGGAGGAGUGGAAUAUCCUGGAGGAAGAGCGCAAGGCUGAGACUGAGAAGCAAGAGAAGGAGGAGCAGGGGAAGCCGAUCGUUCGCUUGCCUGUUCGCAAUGUUUCGGAUGGGAAAGGCGCGUCGGAGAAGAAGUUCAAGAUGAAGGGGAAGGGAAUGGCGAAGGUGAAGGACGGAAGUGGGGUGGAGGCGAAAGGGGAGAAGAAGGGGAGUAUCUCGCAGAGGCUUAGGAAGGUUUUGGGGAUGACUGCGAGGCCGACAGUGGUGAAGGAUGGGGCUGUUGCGCCGCCGUUUCAUCCGGUAUUGUGA
Alternaria conjuncta is the source of this 822-nucleotide messenger RNA. RefSeq lists its product as uncharacterized. Lineage: Eukaryota; Fungi; Ascomycota; Dothideomycetes; Pleosporales; Pleosporaceae. Bases 1 to 822 code for a protein of 273 amino acids. The record is from RefSeq and is a predicted model, not a curated record. The transcript has a single exon.